Messenger RNA from Aspergillus ochraceoroseus IBT 24754, 868 nucleotides. RefSeq lists its product as uncharacterized. The record is from RefSeq and is a predicted model, not a curated record. Bases 285 to 788 code for a protein of 167 amino acids. NCBI's taxonomy places the organism in Eukaryota, Fungi, Ascomycota, Eurotiomycetes, Eurotiales, Aspergillaceae. The transcript is spliced from 2 exons.
GAGAGAUACCGUUGAAUCCUACACAGAAAACUGCAAAGUUCGUAGUUGCGAUCUUGCCAAUCACUUCACGGGCAUCCCAUUGUCUUCGGGAUUCAGCAGGGGAGUCGUUCGUCGGUGGAGAUGUUGUUGGACGCUCCAGGUCUGCGUCGUCCUGUUGUUGGUGAUCCAUUGCUUUCCAGCUUGCGGGCCUGCGAGAGAUCCAGUGUUGAAGUCCAGUAACGAUGGCAUUUUCUAAUAUCUGUCUGUGAGUUAACUACUACCUAAGUACUAGUAGGAAUACCUGUAUGGAGAGAAUAACAGCAUCUUAUUUGUUGGCAUCCGCUUUCGGAGCAACCCGUUUUCGUUCCUGGAUGCCACAACUUCUAUCUUUAUUAUAUCGACAACUUUCUCUCUCUCACAAUGACCAUUCAACGACCCUCUCCAUCCUCUCCAUCCUCUCCAUCCUCUCCAUCCUCUCCAUCCUCUCCAUCCUCUCCAUCCUCUCCAUCCUCUCCAUCCUCUCCAUCCUCUCCAUCCUCUCCAUCCUCUCCGGCAUCGGAUGGCCUCCAGACACUGUUUUCCCCAGUUUUCCAAAACUUCAACGUCUGCCACGCUCCAUCCAAGGGAUUUCUGUUACGUCUCGCGGUUCUCAUUCGUGCUGGCACACUAAGUUGACUCCAUCCGCCCACUUGGAACCAUACGAUCUGGACUCCGGUGGCGCUCGACCAGAGAACUUUCUUGAAUUCUGCAGACUCUAUAGCAUCCUAACUAAUAGACUUUUGUUCGUGGCGUUGAUCUUCCUUCCUUGAGGUUUUAAAACUUCUUCUCUCCAUCUUCUCCUCCUCCUCUUCCUCCUUCUUGUUCGUGGACUUGGUUCUCGAUCUUUUUU